AUGCCAGUGCCACAAACCCCUGAUCGCACACAUGGACCAGGCGAGUGCGCAACCGCGGGCUCCUGCUCGCCCCGCCCUUUCACCCUCCGGCCAGCUCAACAGUGCAGCUGCGCCUCAGUGCGCUUGCGUGAGGCAGAAACUGGCGCGUUGCCCUGUGACGGACGGCUGCAGCUCAGUGCGCCUACGCGGCGGAGGCCCUGGCGGGGUGGAGGGUUCCAGCCUGACCCUAAGGAACCCUGGGGCCCCAGACGCUGGCAAAGCUUCUUUGUUUUGGGGUGCGGGGAUCACAGGUGUGUGCCACCGCACCACGUCCAAAGCUCCUUAAAAGAGGGCUCGCAGGUGGUGCUAAAUUUCCACCCUGCCCUGAUCUUGUUCAUCUUUGAGUACAAGAUGUCUGGAGGCCACAGGUCCAUCUUCGGGGAUCAGCAGGAACUUCUGGGAUCUAAAAUUGCCGUGACCGUUCCCAUGACCAUAAUGGGAAAGAUUCAUAAAAGGAAUGAACAGAAGUGGCGCCUGAAUCCCCAGGAAGACCUCUGCCCCUCCCGGGAAACACAGAUGUUCCUCCCUCCUUACCCUACCCGUCUCCUCUCAGCUCUUUUACCCUGUAUCUAUAACCUCCCAAACCCCAAGGGUAGAAAAGCUGGUUUGUAAGUUUAUC
Molecule: messenger RNA, 658 nt
Organism: Fukomys damarensis (Damara mole-rat)
Lineage: Eukaryota; Metazoa; Chordata; Mammalia; Rodentia; Bathyergidae
Exons: 4
Coding region: 1-651 (216 amino acids)
Source: RefSeq, a predicted model, not a curated record